Messenger RNA from Lachancea lanzarotensis, 1554 nucleotides. RefSeq names its product LALA0S05e09846g1_1. The record is from RefSeq and is a predicted model, not a curated record. Gene Ontology annotation, cellular component: membrane. The transcript has a single exon. Gene Ontology annotation, molecular function: transmembrane transporter activity. Gene Ontology annotation, biological process: transmembrane transport. The coding region runs from base 1 to 1554 and encodes 517 amino acids. Lineage: Eukaryota; Fungi; Ascomycota; Saccharomycetes; Saccharomycetales; Saccharomycetaceae.
AUGAGCGGUAUCACCCAAACGAAUGAAAAACUGCCUUUUGAGGCAGAAAAAGCCCCUGUUAUAACCUCUAUUCGCUCCAUCGAGGGCGCAAUUAUAGAAGUUACCGACAGAGAUGCAGACCAAGCUAUGGACUAUGUAUUGGACUCGCAGAAUAUCGUUCUGGACCAGAAGAUCGAACGGGCAUUAAUCCGGAAAAUUGACUGGUGCAUCCUCCCCUUGGUGUGUGCACUAAUGGCCUGCCAGCAAAUGGACAAAACGACUAACUCGUACGCAUCGAUCAUGGGUUUGACGAAAGAUCUGAACAUGACUGCCCAAGAGUAUUCGUGGGUGGGAAGCUCUUUUUAUUUCGGCUAUCUCUUUUUUGAAUUUCCCGCAAACUUGCUACUUCAAAGAUUCCCCCUAUCCAAGACGCUUGGGGUCGCCAUUGUUCUAUGGGGAGUGGUUCUUAUGUGCCACGCAGCAUGCCGUUCGUCAGCUUCAUUUCUGGCAUGUCGUGUUCUGCUGGGCACCUUUGAGGGCUUCAUGAACCCCGCAUACAUUCUGUUGACAGCUCAAUGGUACAAAAAGAGCGAACAAUUCAUGAGAUCCUGCAUUUGGUUCGGGUUCCAGGGCUUUGGAUCGAUACUUGGCGGUGGAAUCGCUUAUGGGCUGGUUUCUCACCACUACACUAUGCCGUCGUGGAGACUCCUUUACGUGAUCACUGGGAUCAUUACCGUUUUCCUCGGGUUGAUCUCUACUGUUCACAUUCCUGACAUUCCGGUAAAAGCCUGGUUCUUAGAUGAAACAGAGAAAAAGUACUGUGUGGAGAGAAUCAGAAGUAACCAGCAAGGAUUCGGUAAUCAGCACUUUAAAAUGAGACAGCUCCGCGAAACCUUCAAGGACAUCAGGACGUUGAUUUUUUUUGUCUACGGUAUGUCGUAUGCCAUUCCCAAUGGCGGGUUCACCAAUUUUGGUUCCAUUCUACUAAAGAAAGAUUUUGGGUUUUCUACUAAGGAUUCACUUUUGAUGAGUAUGCCUGGCGGUGGUAUUGAUAUUGUAAUUCCAUUUAUCGUGGCAUUCAUGAGUACAAAGCUUUUCAAGGGCGACAGACUUAUCGUGUGCUUGAUUGUUAACUCGAUUGUUAUUGUAGGGAUGUGCUUGUUGAACUUCACCUCGCACAAGGGUUCCAAACUGGCUGGAUACCUUUCGUUUUACGCAGCGACAGCAGUAGUUUCUGGAGUUGUCUCCUGUAUCUCGUCUAACACCGCUGGGUACACCAAGAAGAUUACCGUUAAUACAUUAUUUCUAGUCGGAUACUGCGUGGGAAAUAUAGUCGGUCCUCAAACCUUCAGAGCCUCGCAGUCUCCCAACUAUAGUGGUGCCAAAAUUGCGAUGCUCGUUUCUUUCGCUACUGGUGAUAUCUGUAUCGCCUUAAUGUAUUGGCUAAAUAAGAGAGACAACCACGCGCGGGACAAAAAGAGGGAGGAGCUGGGAGUCGAUUACGCAGAACCUAAAAAUUUGGAGUUUGCGGAUUUGACGGACAAGGAAAAUCCUGCUUUCAGAUAUUCGCUCUAG